Messenger RNA from Salvia miltiorrhiza (redroot sage), 1292 nucleotides. RefSeq names its product NAC transcription factor 32-like. The transcript has 3 exons. Bases 220 to 1080 code for a protein of 286 amino acids. Gene Ontology annotation, molecular function: DNA binding. Lineage: Eukaryota; Viridiplantae; Streptophyta; Magnoliopsida; Lamiales; Lamiaceae. Gene Ontology annotation, biological process: regulation of DNA-templated transcription. The record is from RefSeq and is a predicted model, not a curated record.
ACUCGUGUCAUCCCUCAAGUGAUGCACUCUUAUGAGACGGGGGGAGUAGUAUAUAGGUUUAAUGAUCGACAUGGAUAUGUGAUCAUGAGUUGCCUUCCGCAAUAUAAUGAGGAGGGUCACUGUAUAUGUUCUCCAACAUUACUCUGUCUGCCAAUCCACACCUCAAAGCUAGAAAAUAUAUAUAUAGAUAUAUUUACAUAGUAAUGUAUAUUAAUUUCCAUGGAGGAAAUUCCAAUUCCAAAGAACCAAUACCCUCCCGGAAUCAGAUUCCACCCCUCUGAUGAGGAACUCAUCUCUUUCUACCUCCAAAGGAAAAUGAAGUCUCUGCCGCUUCCACCAAACGUCAUCACUGAUAUCCACCUCUACUGCUACAAUCCAUGGGAUCUGCCCAGAAAUAGCAUGUUCGGAGACGAGGAGCUGUAUUUCUUCACGCCGCGGGACAGGAAGUAUCCCAACGGAGGGCGGCCUAACAGGGCGGCGGCGUCCGGCUACUGGAAGGCGACGGGCACGGAUCAGCCUAUUCGGAGCUCCUGUGGAUCGAGGAAGAUUGGGGUGAAGAAGGGCCUUGUUUUCUACAAGGGGAGGCCUCCCUCCGGCCACAGGAUGGACUGGGUCAUGACCGAGUACAGACUCCCCGACACCUCCCGUCCAUCCAGAUCCACUGGAUCAAUGAGAUUGGAUGACUGGGUACUCUGCCGCAUUCGUCGCAAAGGCAACAUGUCAAAGAAUGAGAAUCAUGAUUCGCAUGCUCGAGACAUGCUAUCUGACUAUCUGAAAUCAAAUGAAUACAAUCUCAUAGUUUCACUGCUAGCUGGCCAUGAUCCUGUCUCCCUAUCUACUGCUCCCACCACCAUCUACCAAAACGGCGACAAAAUAGAUGGAGAUGAACCAAACACGCAGCAGAUAAUUAGCUACGGAGAUUUGCAGCUGCUGCCUUCAAACGAUUUCAGCUUCCAGUCAGCGCCGUUGGUGGCUGCAGCUGAUGCUAGACCAUACGCCCAGCAUGUGUGCAAGCCUAGCAGCAUCAGCUUGCAGGAGCUCGAUACUCUGCCGCCAUUACAAGAAUAUUUUCUGCAUUGAGCUUAUAUAGCUGCUUCCGCACUUGGGAUCAUACGUCUCCGAAUUCAAUAAGACAACCCCUUCUGUGAUUGAUUGUGUGUGUGUGUGUGUAUGUGUGCAGUUUCCAAAUUCUCAAGUUUGUAAGUAAUCCUGUGUAUGUAUCCUUUAAUUUUCUCUUGUUUGGUGUUAAUAAUGUUGAAAAUAAUGCAAUCUUCUUUUAUUGUCUUCUAUCA